AUGAAAACUCUGGGUUUUAUAAGUGUCCUUAUUUUUUAUAUUUCUUAUACAGCUUCAAGGUCUUUAAAAUCAAAUGAUCAUAUUUUUAGCCAAAACUUUUUGCAGACAAAUGGGUAUAAUUCGUAUGGGACGAUUAUUUAUUCGGAAGAUGUAUUGGAAAACACUUUGGCUGAGGAUGAAAAUGAUAAAGAUGAAAGCGUUGAUUAUGAUGGGUUAACGCUGGAGGAGUUAGAAGAUACGGAUUUGCAAGAUUAUUAUGAGGAUUUGGACGAUUCAGAUGAAAUGUAUUAUACUGAGGAUCAAUCAGAAGAGGAAAGCGAUUCUGAAGACAGCUAUGAGGAUUAUUCUGAUGAUACAGAGAAUUCAACUGAAGAAGUUGAGGAAGAAGAAAGUCAGCAAGAGAAUGAAAGUGAAAGUAGCACAUAA
Messenger RNA from Blepharisma stoltei, 426 nucleotides. NCBI's taxonomy places the organism in Eukaryota, Ciliophora, Heterotrichea, Heterotrichida, Blepharismidae. The record is from the annotation of a GenBank genome assembly.